AUGGAGUCAAAACAGUCAAAUCAGUGUCUCAGCGAAGAGAAUGCGAAACUGAAACAGUACAUUGAAGAGUUGAAUAAGGAAUGCAUGGAACUGCAGGCAUCUCUUUUCGAGGAAGCUAACAAAAUGACCCAGGCAGCCUUCGCGGCCCAAAACAAAGCGGAGAAAAAGGCCCAAGAGAAGAGUCGCGAAAAUAAUGUUCUUCGUGCAGAGGUACACGCUCUGAAAGAACUCCUGCGGAAAUCACAAGACCAACAGGCUAAUUUAGCAAUGCGCCGGUGA
Molecule: messenger RNA, 279 nt
Organism: Dibothriocephalus latus
Lineage: Eukaryota; Metazoa; Platyhelminthes; Cestoda; Diphyllobothriidea; Diphyllobothriidae
Source: the annotation of a GenBank genome assembly